GGCGGGGCCGCCCCGGGCGCCUGCAAUAUGGCGGAGGCGGAAGGAGAGAGCUUGGAGUCUUGGCUGAAUAAAGCCACCAAUCCUUCCAACCGCCAGGAGGACUGGGAAUACAUCAUUGGCUUCUGUGAUCAGAUCAACAAAGAGCUUGAAGGGCCACAGAUCGCCGUCCGACUGCUCGCCCACAAGAUCCAGUCUCCGCAGGAAUGGGAGGCGGUCCAGGCCCUGACGGUGCUGGAGGCGUGCAUGAAGAACUGUGGGAGGAGAUUCCAUAACGAAGUGGGGAAGUUCCGUUUUCUGAAUGAGUUGAUCAAAGUCGUCUCCCCAAAGUACCUGGGGGACAGGGUGUCUGAGAAAGUGAAGACAAAGGUCAUCGAGCUGCUUUAUAGCUGGACCCUGGCCUUGCCGGAGGAGGCCAAGAUCAAGGAUGCCUACCAAAUGCUGAAGAGGCAGGGCAUCGUGCAGUGCGACCCACCCGUCCCAGUGGACAGGACGCUGAUCCCCUCGCCACCACCUCGUCCCAAAAACCCUGUUUUUGAUGAUGAAGAGAAGUCCAAGCUUUUAGCCAAGCUGCUGAAAAGCAAAAAUCCAGAUGACCUGCAAGAGGCCAACAAGCUCAUCAAGUCCAUGGUGAAGGAAGACGAGGCGCGGGUGCGGAAGGUCACGGAGCGCCUGCACGCCCUGGAGGAGGUGAGCAACAAUGUGAAGCUGCUGCACGAGAUGCUGCUGCACUACAGCCACGAGGACUCCUCGGACGGCGACCGUGAGCUCAUGAAGGAGCUGUUUGAUCGGUGUGAGAACAAGAGGCGCACGUUGUUCAAACUGGCCAGCGAGACAGAGGACAACGACAACAGCCUGGGCGACAUCCUGCAGGCCAGUGACAACCUCUCCCGCGUCAUCAGCUCUUACAAAAGAGUUAUGGAGGGACAGGCCAUCAACGGGGAGGUGGCCAUCUCAACCCUGCCUGACAGCGAAGGAAACAGCCUCUCCAGCAACCAAGGCACGCUCAUCGACCUCGCUGAGUUGGAGACACCAAACAGUUCCUCCCCAGCGGCAGCCCCGCCACCUGCCCCGCCCUCCUCGGGUAUCCCCAUCCUCCCUCCACCUCCUCAGACCUCGGCGCCCCUGCGAAGCCGCUCCUCCAGCCAAGCCGAGGCCCCCUCGGGGCCCAGCAGCACCAGCAAUGCCCUCUCGCUGCUGGAUGAGGAGCUGCUCUGCCUGGGCCUCGCUGACCCAGCCCCCAGCGUGCCUCCCAGAGAGUCAGCUGGGAGAAACCAGUGGCACCUGUUCCAGAGUGAACAGUGCGACCUGGACUUCUUCAGCCCUAGGCCGGCCACUGGCGCCUGCUGCUCCCCUGAGGGGCCGCUGCUGCAGCCCUCGGUCCCCACCGCCAGCUCUCCCUUCCCAGCUCCUGUGGUCCCAGCCAGCGUUCCUACCCCCGGCGCAAGCUCCUUAUUCGCUACUGGACUGGACCCAGCUUUGGCUCUAAAGGCUGCGCCCCCAGCCCCCGAGUACCAAGGCGUAGCUGCCCGGGACAGCGCCCUGCACCACCUGGAUGCCCUCGAUCAGCUGCUGGAAGAGGCCAAAGUGACCUCGGGCCUGGUGAAACCCAGUUCCUGCUUUCCCUCCAAGGCUGCGGCCCCCGCUCUGAUCCCCGCCAGCUCUCCAGCCAGGCCGCUCCUGCCUCUGUCCACGGGGCCAGGCAGCCCUGUGAAAGUGCCCGAGCUCUCCCUGGCCAGCGUCCAUGUGCCCCUGGAAUCCAUCAAGCCUAGCAGUGCCCUUCCUGUGACAGCCUAUGAUAAAAAUGGCUUCCACAUCCUCUUCCACUUUGCCAAGGAAUGCCCCCCCGGACGGCCUGACGUGCUGGUGGUGGUGGUGUCCAUGCUGAACACAGCUCCCCUGCCCGUCAAGAGCAUCGUCCUGCAGGCUGCAGUGCCCAAGUCGAUGAAAGUGAAGCUGCAGCCGCCCUCUGGAACAGAGCUCUCCCCCUUCAGCCCCAUCCACCCCCCUGCAGCCAUCACCCAGGUCAUGCUGCUGGCCAACCCUCUCAAGGAGAAGGUGCGGCUUCGCUACAGGCUGAUGUUCACCCUCGGGGAACAGCUGAGCACGGAGGUGGGCGAGGUCGACCAGUUCCCUCCUGUGGAGCAGUGGGGCAACCUAUGACCACAGAGGACGCUGCUUCUCCACUUGGAAGCCAGGACGGGGAGGGCCUGGUCUGGGCUCUGCUCACCUUGGUGACAGAGCUUGUAGCCAUGACCAGGGGCCCAGCCAAGCUGCUGCAGAUCUGUCCUCUUGGGCCUCCUAAAAGGACCUGUUUCAUCUACCUGUGCGACUCGAAGUGGCCAUACACGUCAGGGCGGGGCACGGCUGUCCUGGGUUUGGAGCAGGUUUCCCCCUCUUCACUGCCCUCCCCGCCGUCCCAGGGAAGGUCAGACUGUGAAGGCGCUUCCCUUGCAGGCAGGUUCCCGCUGCCCCCUCCUGGGAGGGGGGGAGCUGUGUGAUUUCCAGGCCGGUCUCCUGUGGGCUGCAGCAUCCAGGGACAGCCACCAGGUGGCACGCCGUGCAUCGUGUCCCUGGUGGUGGCGGCCAGCUGUGUCCUAUGGACAUCACAGCAGAACCCAGAGCCCAGCGUAGUGGAGAACAUGGUGUUGGGACAGCCUAGAGGCGUCGCCCCUCCCCCAGAAUCAGGAACGUGGAUUGUGUGGGAAGCGUGCCUCCUGCGCGGCAGGGGCCCUCCUACUCACUACCUCUUGCUUGGCAUGAACUAAGCUGCUCCCCUCCCCGUUAAGCCUCUCAGGGGAGAACGGUUCCCACCCCGCAUCUGCUCUGGCCUCCCCUCCUCCCACCAGUGGCACGCGCUGUGGCGCCCAGGGUCGGACACAGGAGGCCUCAGGUUGCAUUGCACUAGACCUACGCCUCUCGUAUGGCCCCCGAGACUGACCACGCUCUGGCUCAUGAGGGCAGGGUCAGUCGUGCUCACUGCAGUCCAGCCGCGCCACCUCGGUGCCGUCUGGCCAGGUGAGAGGACACAGAACCCCCAGCUGCUGUGGCAGCUGGAAAAGCAAGUGGCUUGGGAAAGGCUCUCCUGGGCAAGGAGCCCCACUCGCUGACCCCUGCCACGCCCUCGCCGGCUUCAGCAAGCAGGUGUCACUGCUGCCUGAAGACAGCUCCGAGGGAAUCAUUCCACUCCCAAGCACUUCCUGGAGACGCUGCAGCCCUGGGAGCACCUGGGGUCCACGUGGAAGUGGACAUUAAAUUAUUUACGAGUGUUACCCCA
This is a messenger RNA of Lepus europaeus (European hare), 3274 nucleotides long. RefSeq names its product golgi associated, gamma adaptin ear containing, ARF binding protein 3 (gene GGA3). Gene Ontology annotation, molecular function: ubiquitin binding; small GTPase binding; phosphatidylinositol binding. Gene Ontology annotation, biological process: intracellular protein transport; vesicle-mediated transport. The coding region runs from base 28 to 2160 and encodes 710 amino acids. NCBI's taxonomy places the organism in Eukaryota, Metazoa, Chordata, Mammalia, Lagomorpha, Leporidae. Gene Ontology annotation, cellular component: trans-Golgi network. The record is from RefSeq and is a predicted model, not a curated record. The transcript is spliced from 17 exons.